Messenger RNA from Iphiclides podalirius (scarce swallowtail), 246 nucleotides. The record is from the annotation of a GenBank genome assembly. Lineage: Eukaryota; Metazoa; Arthropoda; Insecta; Lepidoptera; Papilionidae.
AUGGGCGGUCGUUCCAUUGCGAGGGCCACUCCUGCGCUAGACGCGUUAGGUAACAGGCGGCGUGGAUACGCGAGCAGGAGGGUGGACCGGCGCGCGCCGACUCCGCUAUCGAUCGUGGGGAAUGACGCCCGGGGUGACCCAAAUAGAGCCUCCGUGAUCCCCUCCUCCGCCCCCGCCCUCACAGCACCCCCUCUCCGCCCCGACACUACCCACCAUCGCGGCGAAUUUUCAUAUCAGCUCCUUUAC